AUGUCAGAAAAUAUUGGAACUGUUAUUGGAGGAUUGCCUAGGAGCGUGAAUGAACAAGAAUAUUUCGAGUUAUUUGAAAGCAGUGACUUUACUAAAAAUUCUCAAUCAAUUUUAGUCUAUGAAACGGACAUAUUGGAUUGUAUUGAUGCUCUAAAUAAGUGGAAUUAUGACAAUAUGCUUGAUAUAGUCGAAUAUUAUAGAGAAACUUUAACCAUAAAUAAACAAAUAUCCGAUAAAAAUGUGAGAGAAAAAUCCGAAUUACUUAUCAAACAAUUUAAAUUAUUAACAUAUGAUAAGCAUGGUGAGGCAUUUUUAAGACCGGCUGUUUCACGUAUCAUUCUAUUAAUUCUUUGUCAUUUUAAACGCUCUUAUAUGUGCAAUGAUACUCUUUUCCCAGCUUAUUUGCCGAAGUUCCGACCAUUGUCGAAUAUCAUGAAUAUUCAUCAAGAGAUUAGUUAUGCUUACUGCUAUCUAUUAGCAGCAAUUGAUAUUGAAUUAGAUAGUACAUAUAAAAUAAUCAAUGAUAUUCGUUUUUAUUAUAUAAUGAGCCCUGCUGUUAAAAAUAGUUUAUUUACAGUAUAUGAAACAAUGUUGGAUCAUGAAGAAAACUUGACAUUGAAAGAAUUCUUUAAACGGCUAGAAGAGUGCUAUUAUUUGGAAACACAUCAGCGUACAUUUGUUUCAAUAAUCAAAGAUUUCAACGAAUUUAUUGAGAGAUAUGAAUAUUUUCUUAAUAACUAUUUAGACUUUCUCAACAAUGACUCAUCUGGAACAUUUAAUCUUGAAAAAUUGAGCAUAGCAAUGCCACGUACAGAUUAUUUAGAUAAGGACAAGGUGCGUGGUUUAUGUGUGAUAAUUAAUUUUGUUAACAUCGUUUCUAAACCAAUACGUCAUGGUUCAAAAAGAGAUGUUCAGUUAUUGACAAAUUUAUUUAAAGAAAUGAAUUUUAUUGUCAGAAUAUGUAAAGAAGAUUGUAACAAAAAAGAAUUAGAUAGAGAUUGA
Messenger RNA from Didymodactylos carnosus, 1002 nucleotides. The record is from the annotation of a GenBank genome assembly. NCBI's taxonomy places the organism in Eukaryota, Metazoa, Rotifera, Eurotatoria, Philodinida, Philodinidae.